Molecule: messenger RNA, 2747 nt
Organism: Synchiropus splendidus (mandarinfish)
Lineage: Eukaryota; Metazoa; Chordata; Actinopteri; Syngnathiformes; Callionymidae
Gene: dact2
Product: dishevelled-binding antagonist of beta-catenin 2
Exons: 4
Coding region: 80-2527 (815 amino acids)
Biological process (GO): negative regulation of nodal signaling pathway
Cellular component (GO): cytoplasm
Source: RefSeq, a predicted model, not a curated record
AGCCCAGAGACGGUGAUGCUGCUCUGAGCUCCGGGGACCACAACACAGUUUGGAUUCUGGAUAUGCGUCUUUCUCCAUCAUGCUGAGCAGGAAGAACUCGAGCGCGGGGGUCAUGAGUGCUGCGUGCGGGGGCGACCGCGCCAGGGUCGGGGAGCGCUUGCAGGCGGCACUGGCCGGACUGCAGGAGCUCCAUCUACUCCGGGACCGUCAGAGCGACAUGGUGAGCUGGGCUCUGAAGGCGGACCGAGAGGCACCGGUGACUUUUAUCCAAGCAAGUCAAGAGGCGCCGCAGAAGAUGGGAGCUGAGGAGCAGCGGCUGGAGGCGACGCUGACUGCCCUGAAGCAACAGCUGUCACGUCUCAGAAAACAGGAUGUAGGUCUGAAGACUCACUUGCAGCAGCUGGAUCAACAGAUCAAUGACCUGAAGUUGGAUGUGAGCAAAGCUUCCACUGAGCAAAUGGAGAGCGACAGCAGGCCAAGUUCAGGUUUCUAUGAGCUCAGCGACGGCGGCUCCUGCUCCCUGUCCAACUCCUGUACCUCAGUGUACAGUGAAUGCCUGUCCUCAUCCCAGACCAGCCUCCUCCUCCCCCCAAUGAGCCCUGCUACGUCAUCCUUCAGCCCGCCAUUGCAUAUUGAUGCAAGCCGGCGGCGGUCGGCUGAUGAAAGCACUUCCCAACCCACCCCUCCCCGAGCUUCAGGAGUCCACCUGGGGAGCAGCAGAAUCCGAGCAAGUACUUGUAAAGAGCAAGGACGACCAAGACCAGUAUCAACCGGUGAUCUUGACCGAGUCAUCAUGGCCCAGGGACCAACCUUCUACAAAGCCAUGGAGCCUGCCAACCACUCAGUCUACUCAAACCUGAAGACAUUCGCCAUGGACCCCAAGUUUAAAAGCAACCUGGUGUCCCGUGGGGGGAAUGAGGUGUACAACUAUCCCAGCCCGCUGCAUGCUGUGGCGCUGCAAAGUCCCAUAUUCUCAGCAGGACAACCAGACACACCUGCUGUUACUGAAACUGACAAAGCCCCACCAAGUGAUUGUGACUCUCUUCGAAGGGCCCCACAAUGGUAUGACACCAAGACCAUCGGAUACAUUGACAAGCUGGUCCAGCGCAGCUUCUGUAAAAUCCCUAGUGAAACGGCCACCAGUACUUUACAGACUAACCGUAAUUGUCACAGGAAGCCCACUGAAAUCACAGCUGGUCAAGAGCCAUCUGUUCCUCAGCCUGUCGCAGUCCAAACCACAAACAUCGCACCACCAGAUCACCAGAAGAGAGUCUGUGCGACGUUCCCCAGUCAAGACACAGCUGAGAACACAAACCACCAACAGGGAGACCCAGAGACUUCUUAUAGGUAUCCCUACCCUGCUGGCAUGAGGGAGUACAGCUCAGAUGAAGUCACAGUAUCCUCCCUCAAGAAGAAUGAGAAGGUGCAGGCAGAUUAUGGUAGCAUGACGAGAAGUCAGUCCGAUCAUUCGGAGUCACGAACUCUGGAAAGGAGAGACUCGCGACCAAGACAAAUGGCGUCUCACGGCUCCAGCACAGAGGAGAGUCAAAGUUACGAGCACACUGCUUCCCCUCAGUUUGUCCACGCCGAAUUUGUUCCAGCCGAAACCCAACGGGUCAAGUUGAGACAAGCAGACCGUAAAACCAGAGCUGUAAAGCUGAGACGAAAGACCAACGAGAAGCCCCGAACAAGCAGGCAGCAGCACGGCUACUCCUCUGGCGAAAAGCCGCGGGAUCCUCACGGGUACAAAGGCGAGCAAAGGAAGUCUGGGAAGAGCAAAGUCGUGCAGAAAUCGCCCACUUUCUACACAGAAGAACGAAAGCAGGGAUACGGCCCAGACAGCUCUGCUGCUGGGGUGAUGUAUAACCAGAAAGUCAACCCCAAGCAAUAUUCCAAUUCUGUUAGCAAGCCUAGCAAAAGCCGCAGACAGCAGUAUGUGGAGUACGAGCAGCCGUCGGACCAGAGGAGGAAGAGACACGGGAAGUGGCCUUGUGAUGCUGAGAUGUACAGAGGCAGCAUGACCCGCAGUGUGAGCGCCAAGCCUGGCCAGUGGAUGGGACCUGCCCGGCCUUUCCACUCUUCACUGUCCACCAACUCAUUCUUCAGCAGGCUGAACGCUAGAUACCCCCCUGCACCUUUCCACGUGUCCAGCAACUACCCACCCAGGUGUGAGUCUGAAUACUCAGCCGAAUGUGCCUCCCUCUUCCACUCCACCAUAGCCGAAAGCAGCGAAGGAGAGAUGAGCGACAACACCACCAACCGCUUCGGGGACAGCGAGUCCAGCCAGAGCUUCCAGUCGCUCUCGGACUCUGACAGCAGCCUGUCUCUUGAUGAAGGGGACCAGGUGGACAGUCUGGAGGACGAAGGCGAUCUUGUGUGGGCCGACGCAGCCAUGGGACCCACAGCUGCGGGACACCACCUCCCACGCCCUGAACCCUCAGCCUGCCGCAUCAAGGCCUCCCGAGCUCUCAAGAAGAAGAUCCGCCGAUUCCAACCUGCUUCUCUUAAAGUCAUGACCCUUGUGUGAUUCUUCUUUUUUUUUAUAAGUUCCUUUAUUUUUUUUUCUUCACAGGCCAGAAAAAAACAUCUGUCAAUAUUUUCACUUAAUUAUAUAUAAGCAGCGUUGCUCUCCUAUUUGUAAAUAUUUAUAUUAUAAGGACUUAAAGUACGGUGCUGGAAUUAAAACAAACAUGUUUUGGCCAUUUUUUUUAGAAUAAUUUUUGUAUUUUUUGUCUUCGUAUAUUUUC